AUGCAUAUCAAGAAAAUAGUUAUACAAGGUUUCAAAACAUACAAAGACCAGACAGUAAUAGAUGGUCUAAGUUCCAAUUGUAAUAUAGUGGUUGGAAGAAAUGGUUCAGGAAAGUCAAAUUUUUUUGCAGCUAUAAGAUUUGUAUUAAGUGAUGCAUAUACUCAUAUGACUAGAGAAGAAAGACAAGGCUUAUUGCAUGAUGGUUCUGGAACAAUCAUGUCUGCAUAUGUUGAAGUUAUUUUUGAUAAUAGUGAUGGAAGAUUUCCUAUUUCAAACACAGAAGUAUCAAUUAGAAGAACUAUUGGGUUAAAGAAAGACGACUAUUCAUUAGAUGGUAAAUCAGCCACUAGAUCUGAUAUUAUGAAUUUAUUAGAAAGUGCUGGAUUUUCAAGAUCAAAUCCAUAUUAUAUUGUACCUCAAGGAAGAAUCACAAGUUUGACGAAUUCAAAAGAUCAUGAAAGAUUAACUUUAUUAAAAGAAGUUAGUGGUGCAACGGUAUUUGAAAUUAAACUCAAAGAAUCAAUGAAGGAAAUGAAUCAAUCGAAUUUGAAAAGACAAAGAAUUGAUGAAGCAUUGAAAAACAUUGAGGAAAAAAUAAGUGAUUUACAAAUUGAAAGUGAUGAUUUAAAAGAAUUCCAGUCGUUGGAAAAACAAAAGAAAGUAUUAGAAUAUAAUAUAUUUGAUAGGGAGUUUAAUGAUUUGAAUGAAACAUUGGAAGAAUUAGAGCAAAACCAUCAACAAAUUUUACUAGAAUCAUCGAAAGAUUUAAAGGAGAUGGAAGAAAGAGAGAAAUUAUGUACGGAUUUGCAGAAUACAAUGAAUGAGUUGAACCUUAAUUUGAAUAUUUUAAAAACUGAAAAAGAACAAUCUGAUUUAGAUUGCAAUCAAAUCUUGAAAUCAAUUGCUGAAAAGGAAGUACAAUUAAAUGAAUUACGAGAAAAAUUAGAUUCUUCGAAUGAAAGAUUUAAUGAAAUAGAUGCUCAAAUUAAAGAAAAUUUAACCCAAAUUUCUGAAAUUUCUCAAGAAAUCAAAAAGACAAAACCUCAACUUGAAAAAUUACAAUCACAAGAAUCAAAUUUGAAAAAAAACCUUCAUGAUAUUCAAACAAAACAGAGAGCUCUUUAUUCCAAACAAUCAAGAUUUCAGAAGCAUGAAUCGAAAGAUAAAAGAGACGCUUGGUUGACUGAAGAAAUAUCAAAUCUUAAAUCUCAAUCAAAUGAAAAAGAUCAGGAUAUACAACAAUAUGAAAGCGAGUUAAGAACAAAACAAAUGUCUCAAGAUUCAAUAAAACAAAGACUUGAAGAAAUAAAUGGUACUUUAAAUAGUGAUGAAUCUAUAAUUCAAAUUGAAGAUUUAAAGACCAGUAUUCAAGAUUUGAAAACCAGAAUCAACCAAUGUGUAGAUCAAAGAAAAAGCAUGUGGAGGGAAGAAGUCAAAUUGAAAAGCAUGUUUGAUUCUUUAACUAAUGAUUUAAAUAAUGCAUCAAGUUUAGUGUCAAAAACGAUGGAUCGUUCACAAGCACAAGGUAUUGCUGCUGUUGAUUCAAUAACCAAAAGAUUAAAACUAGAAGAUCAUGUAUUUGGUACUGUUGCAGAAUUAUUUAGCGUCAAUGAAAAAUAUAAAGUUGCUGCAGAAGUUAUAGCUGGUAAUUCUUUAUUUCAUGUUGUUGUUGAUACUGACGAAACUGCUGCUAUUUUAAUAGAAGAAUUGACUAGAACGAAACAAGGUAGAGUUACAUUUAUUCCUUUGAAUAGAAUCGAUGUUGUUGUUGUUGAAUAUCCAGAUCCACAUGAAAAUCAGUGUCUACCUUUAAUCUCAAAACUAAAAUUUAAUCAGGAACAAGUUGGAAAAGCUAUGAAUCAAAUUUUUGGUAAAGCUUUAGUUGUCAAAGAACUACAAAAGGGUUCCGAAUUAUCAAGAAAGUUUAAAUUGACAUGCACAACAUUAGAUGGUGAUAGAGUUGAUGUAAAAGGUGUUCUUUCCGGUGGUUACAGGGAUUUUAAAACUUCAAGACUUGAUGCAAUUAAAUUACAAGCUAAAAAGAAAAGUGAAAUAGUAAAGACUGAAUCAGAAAUUAAUCAAUUAACCCAAGAUUUAAAUGAUGUUAAUCAAAAAAUGACAAAAUUGAAUAAUGAUUUACAAUUAAGUUUGAGAGAUUUGGAAAAUUUAACUCGAGCAAAAGAACCAUUGGAAGUUGAAUUAUCCCAAUUGACUGCUAAAAAGUUUAAUGCAGAUCAGGAAAUACAUGCAUUAACAUCAAAUAUUGAUGCAUUAAAAUCGUCAAAGAACACUUUACUAUCAAAUAUAAAACAAUAUGAAAAUGAAUUGAACUCAGAAUUUACUCAAGCUCUUGAUGAGGAAGAAUUGAAAUCUUUAGAAGAAUAUAAUAAAGAAAUUACCAAAUUAGAAUUGCAAUUAGAUGAAGUUGUAACGUCGGCGCUAGAUUGGGACACUAAAGUUGGUGAUUUAGAAACUGAAUUAAUCAAUAUUAAAAAUGCUAAUGCAGCUUUAAAUUUAGAAAAGAAAUCUUUGGGAGAACGUGUUUCGUUAAACUCAGAUAUUAAUAGUAUAUCACAAGAUUUGGAGACUUUACAGAUUCAACUAGAUUCAAACCAAACAAGAAAUGACGAAAUAACUAGAAAUUAUGCAAAAAUUACUGAAGAACUUCGUGAAAAUGAAAAAGUUUUAACAAAUUCAAAUGAACAACAAUUGAAAACAAUGGAAAAUUUUGAAAAAUUUAAUGAAAAAUCAAUCAAAUUAUUAAAUUUAAAACUGAUAAAAGAACAAACUAGGGAAGAAAUUAAUUCAAAAAUUAAAAAUUUAGGUAUGUUACCGGAGGAAGCAUUUCAAUCAGAUAAAUUUGAAAAUUUUUCUGCUAAUCAAUUGAUCACCAAAUUAAACAAAAUCUUAAAAGAAUUGACCAAGUAUCAACAUAUAAAUAAAAGAGCAAUGGAACAAUAUAACCAAUUCAAUAAACAAAAAGAUGAUUUAAUUGCUAGAAAAGAUGAAUUAGAUGAAUCCAAGAGAUCAAUUGAAAAUUUGAUCAAAGUUUUACAAAAACAGAAAAAAGAUUCAAUUAUGAACAGCUUUAAGCAAAUUUCCAAAGCUUUCCAUGAAAUAUUUGAAAAGUUAGUACCUCAAGGAACUGGUCAUUUAAUUUUACAAAAGAAGAAUAUUAAUGAAAGUCAACAUCUCACACAAACACAAAUAACUGAAGAGGAAAAUGGAGAAAACUCAAACCAUUCAAGUUCAGAUGAUUUAGAUUCAGAUAAUGAAGGGCAAGAAGAUGAUACAAUAGAUAACUACACUGGUGUAUCAAUAUCAGUAUCAUUCAAUUCGAAGGAAGAUGAACAACAAAAAAUUGAACAAUUAUCAGGAGGUCAAAAAUCAUUAUGUGCAAUUGCCCUUAUUUUUGCAAUACAACAAUGUGAUCCAGCACCAUUUUAUUUAUUUGAUGAAAUUGAUAGUAAUUUAGAUACUCAAUAUAGAACUUCAGUUGCGUCAUUAAUUAAUUCAUUGGGUGGAGGUGACCAUGAAGAUGAUAAUUCUACCGCUGCUACAGUUAAUAGUAAUAAUGCUCAAUUUAUAUGUACUACUUUCAGACCAGAGCUCAUAAGUUUAGCUGGAGAUAAAUUUUAUGGGGUUGUGUUUGCUAAUAAAGUUAGUAAUAUUAUUGAAAUAAAUAAAGCUGAAGCAAUGAACUUUGUUGAAGGUCAAGUAAGAACUUGA
Lodderomyces pseudojiufengensis is the source of this 3729-nucleotide messenger RNA. It is a transcript of the gene SMC3, whose product is annotated as cohesin subunit. The transcript has a single exon. Bases 1 to 3729 code for a protein of 1242 amino acids. Gene Ontology annotation, molecular function: double-stranded DNA binding; ATP binding; ATP hydrolysis activity. The record is from RefSeq and is a predicted model, not a curated record. Gene Ontology annotation, cellular component: chromosome. NCBI's taxonomy places the organism in Eukaryota, Fungi, Ascomycota, Pichiomycetes, Serinales, Debaryomycetaceae. Gene Ontology annotation, biological process: mitotic sister chromatid cohesion.